Messenger RNA from Coniophora puteana RWD-64-598 SS2, 2571 nucleotides. RefSeq lists its product as uncharacterized. Lineage: Eukaryota; Fungi; Basidiomycota; Agaricomycetes; Boletales; Coniophoraceae. The record is from RefSeq and is a predicted model, not a curated record. The transcript has 3 exons. The annotation marks the transcript as partial.
CUAGAUGAUGUCCAGGCUGCUGUGCGCUUCAUCGAGCUUUUGAAGGCAGCUACGAUUGACAAUACCGAGCAUCACAAACUGUCUGAGAGAGCUCGCCAUCGGCUCAGAAACCCGAGCGAGGAACUGAUAGAUCUUGAAGCUGACCCAGGCCGGAAGGUAUCAUUCCAGUUUGCUAUUACCAACCCGACCGACGAAAACUACAAAUCGUACAUUAAGGCAAUGGAGAGCAUUGCGUUACCUGGGAUCCAGUUUCAGAGCAAGCACACCGUCGAAAAGGAUAUGGAGAGACUCACCGGGAUCGAGCCCAUCAUUGAACAUAUGUGCAUCAACAGUUGUAUAGGCUUCACCGGUCCUCACGCACAUUUGGAGAGCUGUCCGAAGUGCAAGGAGGAUCGAUACGAGCUGCGCAAGUCGGCGACAAGUCCCAAAAAGCCUAGAAAAACCUUUGUCACCCUCCCUCUUGCCGCAAUAAUACAAGCGUUUUGGCUUCACCCCGACAGCGCAACACGGAUGCAGUGGCGAGAUAGCAUUACAAAACGGCUUCAGGAGGAGUUUGACAACGCAGAUUUUUCGAAUCUCAACAUGUUCGACGACAUCUUGAAGGGUCGGGACUAUCUCAGAGAGUGCGAACCUGGUGGCGAUAUCAAACCGGGUACCACCCUUCUCAUGUUCUCAAUUGAUGGCGCCCAACUCUACGCAUCCAAACAGUCAGAUUGUUGGAUAUAUAUUUGGGUUCUCCUCGACCUGUCACCCGAAAACCGGUACAAAAAACAAUUCGUUGUUCCUGGUGCUAUUAUCCCUGGGCCUAACAAACCCAAAGAUCUCGAUUCAUUUCUAUUCCCAGGUUUAUACCAUAUUGCUGCUGUCCAGAACGAGGGCCUGGUCAUAUUUGACGGUGCUCAGCAGUGUCGCCGGACAACAGAUCUAUUCAUUUUCAUUGUCACUGCCGAUGGGCCAGGCAUGGCAUUUCUGACGGGCCUUGUCGGACAUCACGGCAAGUUUGCAUGUCGUCUCUACUGUGGAUUUCCAGGCCGGCGGUAUGCACAAAAACCCCACUACUACCCCGUAAUGAAAAAGCCACGCAAUUACAAUGUCUCCGGCUGCCUUGGUCCUGACAAGACGGCUGACACUCUGCCGUCGGCUGGUAGUGGGGAUUACGAUCAAAACCUCGCCCGAAUUCUUGCAUGUAGGACAUUAGCCGAAUAUGCAAGAGCACGCCUCGAAACUGGUAUUGUCAAGCCCACACUGUUCUCCGGGCUGCGCUGCACGAAGAUCCCUCACCUGUUCGGUUCUGAUAUCAUGCACCUUGCUGCCAUUAAUAUCCCCGACCUCCUCAUACCUCUUUGGCGUGCUAAGUUUACUACUGAGGGUAGCGACAAGACAUCGCUCUGGGAUUGGGCCUUUCUCAAGGACAAAGCUACCUGGGAAGAGCUUGGCCGUCUUGUUGAGCUGGUUGCAACCCACUUGCCUGGCUCGUUUGAUCGCCCACCUCGGAAUGUGGCCAAGAAGAUUCAUACAGGAUACAAGGCAUGGGAGUUUUUGCUGUUAAUGCACGGUAUGAUGCCUGCACUGAUGAUGAAUAUUUUACCGGAGCCCUAUUACACACACUACUGCCGACUUGUUCGCGGGAUACGAAUCCUCUCACAGCACUCAAUCUCCCUUGGGCAGAUCGAGAUUGCCCGAAAUGACCUGAACGAUUUUGCCGAUGGCUUCGAGGACUUGUAUGUCGAUGGCCGAAAUGAUCGUAUUCAUUUUGUACGGCCCUGGAUUCACGCACUCACCCACCUUGCACGCGAGACAGUUCGCAAAGGGCCACCUAUUUGCAGCUCUCAGUGGACAAUGGAGCGUAUGAUUGGAGAUCUUGGUGGCGACAUUCGUUCGCAUGUCAACCCGUUUGCCAAUCUCGCAAACAUUGCACUGCGCCGAGCGCGUGUCAAUGCUAUGAAGUCAAUCUGCCCCACUCUUGACCCGCGCCAGCUGAAACUUCCAAGCGGUGCAGUUGACCUUGAAAAUGGCUACUUCCUUCUCCCCCGAAAGGACCGCUACUUGUGUGAUCUUACUCCCCCUGACGCCGAAGCUCACGCGGCCUUUCUCCGCACAUACGGACUGCUUGUCCGUGGUAUUCCUGCAAUACAACGCCGAGCACGCCUCCUUCUACCCAAUCGACAAGUUGCAUGCUCGCUGUGGAAAGAAGGGGCUAUGCAGGGCAGUGUAAGGAUGUCUCGUCACGUAAAACUCAUACUUCCUGGACACAGUGAUCCUUUGUUUGCCGAGGUUCGGUAUUACUAUUCCCUCAAACUGAGGGGAGUUGAUACCGCGGUUGCAAUGGUCUCUAUUUUUGACCCCCCUGACCCACAUUUCCGACAGCGCUCACUUGACCAAGUGCUCGCAUGCAAAUACCGUGGAGAUGAGACCCUCCAGGUAAUUGACAUCACUGCAAUCAAGUCCGUUGUUGCAAUGGUGCCACACAAUUUCCCUGGAUGUGAGCCCGAUGACAAACUGCACUAUGUCAUUGAGAAACCAGGUUUAGAUGUUGCAGUGUUUGGGCAAAUUGAGGAGGGUAUUAACGAG